Messenger RNA from Polyodon spathula (Mississippi paddlefish), 1370 nucleotides. RefSeq names its product alpha-1,3-mannosyl-glycoprotein 4-beta-N-acetylglucosaminyltransferase C-like. NCBI's taxonomy places the organism in Eukaryota, Metazoa, Chordata, Actinopteri, Acipenseriformes, Polyodontidae. The transcript has a single exon. Gene Ontology annotation, molecular function: acetylglucosaminyltransferase activity. The record is from RefSeq and is a predicted model, not a curated record. Gene Ontology annotation, biological process: protein N-linked glycosylation. The annotation marks the transcript as partial.
UCAGAAUACCUGGCGGUAGGGCUGUCUUCGAUCAAGAGGAAGCGAGGGAAUUACCUCCUGGAGACGCUCAAGUCCAUUUUUCAGCAGCUAAAGGAGAUGGUGGUGGUCGUUCAUCUGGCCGACUUCGACCAAGCCUGGAACAGCAAGGUGGUGAAGGACAUCUCCAGGAAUUUCUCCCACCAUGUGCUGUUGGGACACCUCAUAGUCAUCCACGCACCCCAGGAGCACUACCCCCCCCUGCAGGGGCUCAAGCAGAACUUCAAUGACGCUCCGAACCGCGUGCAGUUCCGCUCCAAACAAAACGUUGACUACGCCUUCCUGCUCAACUUCUGUGCCAACCUGUCACAUUACUAUCUGAUGCUGGAGGAUGACAUCCACUGCUCCAAAUCCUUUUUCACCGCCAUUAAGAAAGUCCUGACCUCCAGGGAGGGAUCCUACUGGGUGACCCUGGAGUUUUCCAAGCUGGGGUACAUCGGAAAGCUUUAUCAGUCCAGCGAUCUUCCCAGACUGGCCCAGUUCCUGUUGAUGUUUUACCAGGAGAUGCCUUGCGACUGGCUCCUGGUUCAUUUCCGGGUCUUGCUCGCCCAGAAGGACGUCAUUCGUUUCAAACCGUCUUUGUUUCAGCACAAUGGGUUUUACUCCUCUUUCCUGGGCACGGCCAACAAGCUUAAAGACGACGACUUUGAAGAGGUUUCCCUUGAUCUCCCAGACAACCCUCCGGCUACUAUCUACACCAACAUCAGCACGUUUGAGAACUACAAUCCCAACAAAGCCUACAGCAACGUGGAUGAAUAUUUCUGGGGCAAGUCUCCAUCGGUGGGGGAUUACUUCACCAUCGUGUUUGCCAAACCCGUGGAGUUGACGAGACUCCGAAUUCGAAGCAGCACAGAGGAGAGGCAGUCGGAUGUGCUUCAUGCUGGAGAGGUCGAACUGGGAGAAGACCCAGCACAGAUUAAAGAGAAGGUGGAAUGUUCCAGCUACGUAAAACUGGGGCGAUUUGAGAACGGACAAUUUGAGAGCAAGGAUAUUGACACAAAGAUUCAUUCUGCAGUGUCUUGCAUAAAAAUAGUUGUAACGGAGAGCCAGAAAGAAUGGCUUAUCAUUCGAAACACAAGCAUUUGGACCAAACGAGUAAAGCAUAGCUGAAAAUAUCUUCCAUGUAGCUAUUUUUGGUUACACCCUUUUUCCCACAUGAUGCAAUUAAUCUGUCAAGGUAGCUACGUCUUUUUGUAACCUGCAUACUGUGCAUUUUCACAUAGUGAUCAGUUUAUUUGUAUAAGGACAUCUGGAAGGUGUAAUUCUGUACAAAGUACAGAGAUUGCUCAUUAGAAAACCACUUGCUUCACAUCUUUAGUUGUGUGAGUCACCAG